Messenger RNA from Trichechus manatus latirostris (Florida manatee), 2957 nucleotides. RefSeq names its product ring finger protein 43 (gene RNF43). The record is from RefSeq and is a predicted model, not a curated record. Gene Ontology annotation, biological process: Wnt receptor catabolic process; ubiquitin-dependent protein catabolic process. Lineage: Eukaryota; Metazoa; Chordata; Mammalia; Sirenia; Trichechidae. Gene Ontology annotation, molecular function: ubiquitin protein ligase activity; frizzled binding. The coding region runs from base 381 to 2609 and encodes 742 amino acids. Gene Ontology annotation, cellular component: plasma membrane. The transcript is spliced from 8 exons.
UUCGGUGGCUCAGCAACUUGUUACAUAUGGAAGACCAACACCAAGUGAUCUGACAUAAAAAUUCAUGAUGUGACAUUCAACCUCAAAGUUGGAAGUUGCAAAGAGAAGUUGUGAUAUCUUUACUUACAAGGGUAAAGAUGGGAGAAAAUGACAUACCUGCAACAGAAGUAGGCUGAAAACACUCUCUUCUCUGCCCCAUCAGGACUGCCACCUGUUCUUGGGAGUAUACUUUAGAAAAAGGGCCAAAACUCCGACUUGGCUUUCUGAAACUGAAGCAUAAAUUCUCUUUUCCUCCAUUUGCCUGGAUCUGGGAAACUGCAUUUGGUGUUAGCUAGUGGAAGCAGUAUGUAUGGCCGAAGUGCAUUGCUGCAGCUGGUAGCAUGAGUGGUGGCCACCAGCUGCAGCUGGCUGCCCUCUGGCCCUGGCUGCUGAUGGCUAUCCUGCAGGCAGGCUUUGGACGCACAGGACUGGUACUGGCAGCAGCGGUGGAGUCUGAAAGAUCCGCAGAGCAGAAAGCUAUUAUCAGAGUGAUCCCCCUGAAAAUGGACCCCACAGGAAAAUUGAAUCUCACAUUGGAGGGUGUGUUUGCUGGUGUUGCUGAAAUAACUCCAGCAGAAGGAAAACUAAUGCAGGCUCGGAUGGCGGGUGAGCGAGGAGCCAGCGCUGUCCUCUUUGACAUCACCGAGGAUCGAGCUGCUGCUGAACAGCUGCAGCAGCCCCUGGGGCUGACUUGGCCAGUGGUGUUGAUCUGGGGCAACGACGCCGAGAAGCUGAUGGAGUUUGUGUACAAGAACCGGAAGGCCCACGUGAGGAUUGAACUUAAGGAGCCCCUGGCCUGGCCAGAUUAUGAUGUGUGGAUCCUUCUGACCGUGGUGGGUAUCAUCUUUGUGGUCAUCCUGGCUUCAGUGCUGCGCAUCCAGUGCUGCCCCCGCCACAGCAGGCCGGAGCCCCUUCAGCAGCGAACAGCCUGGGCCAUCAGCCAACUGGCUACCAGGAGGUACCAAGCCAGCUGCAGGAGGGCCCAGGCUGAAUGGCCAGACUCAAAUAGCAGCUGCAGCUCAGCCCCCAUGUGUGCCAUCUGCCUGGAGGAGUUCUCUGAGGGGCAGGAGCUACGGAUCAUUUCCUGCCUCCACGAGUUCCACCGCACCUGCGUGGACCCCUGGCUACAUCAGCAUCGGACUUGCCCUCUCUGCAUGUUCAACAUCGUAGAGGGCGAUUCAUUUUCCCAGCCCUUGGGACCCUCUCGACCUUACCAGGAACCAGGCCGGAGACUCCACCUCAUUCGCCAGCAUCCUGGUCACGCCCACUAUCACUUCCCUGCUGCCUACCUGCUGGGCCCUUCACAGAGCUCGGUGGCCCGGCCCCCACAACCUGGUCCCUUCCUGCCAUCCCAGGAGCCUGGCACAGGUCCUCGGCACCACCGCCUCCCUAGAGCAGCACAUCCCCGGCCUCCGGGCGAGCAGCAGCGCCUGGCGGUGGCCCAGCUCCCCUAUGCACAGGGUUGGGGGCUGAGCAGGCUUCGAUGUACCUCGAAGCACCCUGCCGCUUGCCCAGUGCCCCCGCGCCGGGCCAGGCCUCACGACAGUAGCGGGUCUGGGGAAAGCUACUGCACGGAACGCAGCGGCUACCUGGCAGAUGGACCAGCCAGUGACUCCAGCUCAGGGCCCUGCCAUGGCUCCUCCAGUGACUCGGUGGUCAACUGCACAGACAUCAGCCUGCAGGGCAUCCACGGCAGUAGUUCUACCUUCCGCAGCUCUCUGAGCAGUGACUUUGACCCCUUGGUCUACUGCAGCCCUGAAGGGGAGCCCCAGAGGAAGGAGACACAUGUUAGUGUGGCCUCUCGUCCCCGGUCCUUGGACUCAGUCGUGCCCUCAGGGGAAACCCAGAUCUCUAGCCAUAUCCACUACCACCGCCACCGGCACCACCACUACAAGAAGCGGUUCCAGUGGCAUGGCAGGAAGGCUGGCCCAGAAACGGGGCCCCGCCAGUCCAGGCCUGCUGUUCCUCGGACACAGCUCCAGCUGGAGCCCCCUUCUCCUGAUGAGCAAGCGGACAGAUCCAGCUCACCAGCCCCUGCAGGGCAGCUCCCCAACCCACAAUGGCCUAAGGCCCUCACGGAGCCAGCCCCUGGCCCAGCUGAAGCCUCCAGCCCCGGCCCCGUUCCCAGCGCCUUUUUCAGCUUGCAGAAAUCCAGCCUCCCUGCCCGACACCCACAGAGGAAACGGCGGGGGGGUCCCUUAGAGCCCACCCCAGUCUCUCGGCCCCAGGACUUGACUGCGCACCCAGCUUGCCGGAUGUUUCCCCACUAUGGCCCCAGCCUGGCAUACCCUUGGUCCCCAGAGGCCCACCCCUUGAUCUUCAGACCUUCGGGCCUGGAUAGGAGGCUUCUACCAGAAACCCCAGGCCCCUGUUACUCAAGUUCACAGCCAGUGUGGUUGUGUCUGACUCCACGCCGACCCCCGGGGCCACACCCACCCGAUGAGGGGCCUUCCGAAAGGAGUCCUGACACCACAGAGGGCAGGUCAUGCCCUUACCCACACUGCCAGGUGCUGCCAGCCCAGCCUGGCUCAGAGGAGGAGCUUGAGGAGCUGUGUGAACAAGCCGUGUGAGAUGUUCAGACCUGGCUCCAACCAAGACAGUGCUCUGGAUGACUCAGGGCCCUACCAGGCAGAGUCCUGCUUCUGGGAGAAAAAAGGACCUCAGCAAACGCCCCUCUUUUUGCCAUACUUCCUGAACCAGUGGAAGAGGAGUGGUUGUGGUGGGUGGCGGGAGGUGCUGUUUCCUGAUCCCAGCUAUGGGGUGAUGGGUCCCCCCUUGUCUGCAGAACACAUCCCACAGCAGCAAGUCUGAGUCCAGCCAGGCAACCAGCUACUGCCUGUGCACAUGUAUGGACUGGCUCCCUUGAAGAGUAUGUUUUUUGAGGGCAGGAAGCCAGAUAUGGGAAGUCAGGAUGUUAC